AUGUCACCCGACAGACAUGCACCAACCACUCUUGCAAUAUGCCAAAUCAUUGACAAAAGAUGUUGCUCUGAGUAUGGAGAUGGUGGAUCACUUGGGCCAUCAUCAUCAUCAUCGUCUGACGACACCGUGGGUGAUGUCGUUGAGCUGGCUGCCGUCCUGUUUGUUCUGGUCGACGAAGCGAUGGUCGUUGGCCUUCUCCUGAUCGGCGCGCGCGCGCUGGUCGUUGGCCUGGUGGUCGAGACCCUGUUGGACGAGACUCUGGUGGACGAGGCGAUGGUGGACGAGACCCUGUUGGACGAGACUCUGGUGGACGAGACUCUGGUGGACGAGGCGCUGGUGGACAAGGCGCUGGUGGACAAGGCGAUGGUGGACGAGGCGAUGGUGGACGAGGCGAUGGUGGACGAGUCGCUGGUGGACAAGGCGCUGGUGGACAAGGCGAUGGUGGACGAGUCGCUGGAUGAGGCGAUGGUCGACUCCGUCUCCAUCAAUUCAUUGUGUAUGCUUGGCAUUGGCAUACUGAUCAAAGGCGAACCACUGGUAGCACUGACCGAUGAACUAGAUGUGACAAUUGACUCGCUGGGUGUAGUUGACACCAAUGCGCUUUGCUGCCGUUGUUGUUUGGCCAUCCUCUUUCGACAUAUGAUGCAAUCAAAUCCCAUAGCAGCACAGUGGUGUGUAGUCUUGGAAGAAUGA
This is a messenger RNA of Acytostelium subglobosum LB1, 693 nucleotides long. RefSeq lists its product as hypothetical. The transcript has a single exon. The record is from RefSeq and is a predicted model, not a curated record. Lineage: Eukaryota; Evosea; Eumycetozoa; Acytosteliales; Acytosteliaceae. The coding region runs from base 1 to 693 and encodes 230 amino acids.